Molecule: messenger RNA, 3020 nt
Organism: Erinaceus europaeus (western European hedgehog)
Lineage: Eukaryota; Metazoa; Chordata; Mammalia; Eulipotyphla; Erinaceidae
Gene: SDR42E1
Product: short chain dehydrogenase/reductase family 42E, member 1
Exons: 3
Coding region: 93-1274 (393 amino acids)
Biological process (GO): steroid biosynthetic process
Molecular function (GO): 3-beta-hydroxy-Delta5-steroid dehydrogenase (NAD+) activity
Source: RefSeq, a predicted model, not a curated record
GGCUUCACCGCUGGGUUCUCAGUGUAUCCCAGCCAGAGACUGAGCGGUCGUCUGCCCGCGGGCGCUGUUCAGUUAUCAUUUGACUGGUCAAUAUGGACUCCCAAAGAUCUCCAAAAGAAACUGUCCUUAUUACAGGAGGAGGUGGUUAUUUUGGUUUCCGCCUAGGCUGUGCUCUGAAUCAGAAGGGAGUUUGUGUGAUUCUGUUUGACAUCAACAGGCCAGCUCAACCCAUUCCAGAAGGGAUCAAGUUUAUCCACGGAGACAUCCGCUGCCUUUCUGAUGUAGAAAAAGCCUUUCAGGAUGUGGAUGUCACUUGUGUGUUCCAUAUUGCCUCUUAUGGCAUGUCUGGGCGGGAACAACUAAAUCGAAACCUGAUUCAAGAAGUCAAUGUUGGAGGCACAGACAACAUCCUCCAGGCUUGUAGAAGAAGUGGGGUGCCAAGACUAGUUUUCACCAGUACUUUCAAUGUCAUCUUUGGGGGCCAAGUUAUCAGAAAUGGAGAUGAAUCUCUGCCUUAUCUACCUCUUUACCUCCACCCUGACCACUACUCUCGGACUAAAUCUAUUGCAGAAAAAAAGGUGCUGGAGGCCAAUGGUAUAGCCCUGGAAAGAUGUGAUGGUGUGUUGAGAACUUGUGCUCUGAGACCAGCUGGCAUCUAUGGUCCUGGAGAACAAAGGCACCUUCCCAGGAUAGUGAGCUAUAUUGAGAGGGGCCUGUUCAAGUUUGUAUAUGGGGAUCCUGAGAGCCUAGUUGAGUUUGUUCAUGUUGAUAAUUUGGUGCAGGCUCACAUUCUGGCUUCUGAGGCACUGAAAGUUGACAAGGGUUACAUUGCUUCUGGAAAGCCCUAUUUCAUCUCAGAUGGCAGGCCUGUGAACAACUUUGAGUUCUUCAGGCCUUUAGUUGAGGGCCUUGGCUACACCUUCCCGUCUAUUCACCUGCCACUGACCCUCAUUUACAGCAUUGCUUUCCUAGCAGAGAUGGCCUACUUCCUUUUGGGCUGGCUGUACAACUUCCAACCCUUCCUCACCCGCACAGAAGUUUACAAAACUGGCGUGACACAUUACUUUAGCCUAGAGAAAGCCAAGAAGGAGUUAGGUUAUGAGCCUCAACCAUUUGACCUCCAAGAAGUAGUAGAGUGGUUUAAAGCCCACGGGCAUGGCAGAACGCCUGAAAGUCAGGACUGUAGGCUUCUUGUCUGGAGUGGUGGUCUGUUAGUCUUACUCCUGGCUAUAGUGAUUCUCACAUGGCUGCCUUCUGUGAGUCUGUCACUAUGAAGGAAGAGCUGAAAAUAAGGAGCUGAUUACAUUUACUGAGAUGGUUUUCAAGAAAUGAGUAGUUCUUCAAAUUGCUACUUAAGAAGAGAUUCUUAGAUUGUCUUUAUUUCUCAAUUCCUUGUACUGAUAGUAGAAAAAGAAGUAAAGAUAAAUUUGAAAUUGACUUCUUGUAUUCUUCUACUUAAAUGGGUACAAUAGAAGUCAUUUUUGAGCUACAGAGAUACACUUUGACUGAAAAUAUAUCUAACCUGAAUUUCUCAGAAGCCAAAAAUAGCCUUACUUCCAUUCUAUACAGUCAUGCAUCACUUAAUGUUUAAGUAAACGACAGACCACAUAACAGUAGGGUCCCAGUAGACUGUAUUAUGCAGCCUAGGUGUAUAGUAGACUGCACCAUCUGGCUUAAUGUGAUUAUGCUCUGAUGUUUACACAAAAUGAAACCACCUGACAUAUUUCUCAAAAUGUUUCCUCAUCAUUAAGUGACACAGGACUGUAUUUUCAUCUACUUGAAAUGCACACCGAUAUUGAAAUUACAGGAUACUAACAGACUUGAAAAAUGUGUGAAAAACACCAAAUUGGGCCAAAUCAUUGCAGACCAACCCUCUGAGGAGAUGUGGCUAUAUAGCAGGGGAGGCAUUAGCUAUUCACAGCAAAAGUUUUAGGAAUUUGUUUUGCCCUUUUCAAUAUUAGUGCAUUAAUCCUGUAUGAUCACAUGAAAAAUGCUUGAUGCUUAAGCAAGCAAGUCUUCUAUCUUGCCUCACUGGAUUAUUUUGAGAAUUAAAUUAGGCAAGGAUAUAAAGUGCCACUUAACAAAUAUAAGUCAUUGUUUUUAUUAGUAUUGUCAUGAUACAUUCUUUUGGGGGUGUUUUGUUUACUGUUACUACUAAAGUUUCUGGUAUCCCUUUGUGGUAUGUCUUCAGAGGCAGUAAAAAAGUAUGUCUGAAUAUAUUGAGUGUUUAUAAAGUUUUGAUCUGAGAAUAGAUUGAAAUUCAGGAAGCAACUGAAAAUCUAAUGAUUAAGGAAGAUGAGUAAACUAAUGGUGCUAUUUUUCAUUUAAAAAACAUAGUUCUACCCUAAUAUACUUGUAUUUUUUUCUGGGAAGAAUUUUGGUUCACUGAAGGCAAGUUCUAUGAAGAAUGUUCUGAACAAUGGCAGCAUUGUCUAUCCAUUCAUGUUGAUUGUUGUGGCAGGCAUUCAAGUUGUACUGUUGCAUUUGAGCCAACAGAAAGAAAAUAGACUCUGCUCUUUCCAUGAUACCAGAUACAGAAGGGAUAGUGUUAAAUACUAUAAGAAGGAGAUUGUUGUGGAAAUUUGUGGGGGGCUGGGCAGUGGCACACCAGGUUAAGCACACACAUUACCAUGCACAGGGACCCAGGUUUGGUUCAAGCCCCUGCACCCACCUGCAGGGGGAUGCUUCAUGAGUGGCAAAGCAGGUCUGCAGAUGUCUAUUUUCUCUUUGCCUCUCUAUUUCCCUCUCCCCUCUCAAUUACUCUCUAUCCUAUCAGGAAUAAUGGAAAUUUUAAAAAUGACCACCAAGAGUGGUGGAUUUGUAGAGCUGGCACCAAGCCCCAGUGGUAACACUGAUGGCAAUAAAAAAUAAAAAAUAAUUUUUAAAAAGAAAAUUGUGUGAAAGUUGUUCUGAAAGUAUUUAUAGAAGGAGAUUGUUAGAAUGAUGGUCCCUGGUGAAUGCUGCCUGUUUGGAGGGAAAGCACUCAACGUGAUAAACACAAGACCUAUAAUCAUUAAUAU